Molecule: messenger RNA, 953 nt
Organism: Selaginella moellendorffii
Lineage: Eukaryota; Viridiplantae; Streptophyta; Lycopodiopsida; Selaginellales; Selaginellaceae
Product: glutathione S-transferase U19
Exons: 3
Coding region: 71-754 (227 amino acids)
Biological process (GO): glutathione metabolic process
Cellular component (GO): cytoplasm
Molecular function (GO): glutathione transferase activity
Source: RefSeq, a predicted model, not a curated record
GCAUAUAUCUUCAGAGAACUGGUGUUGUGCCUUGUAUUUUCUGAGCUUCUCUUUUGUGCGAGUAGUAGCCAUGUCGAAAGACAGUGUGAAGCUCUUGAACUUCUGGCCGAGUAUGUUUGGCUUGAGAGUCCACUAUGCGCUGGAUCUGAAAGGGGUGUCCUACGAUUACCAGGAGGAGAGUUUGCUCAACAAGAGCAAGGAGCUUCUCGAGGCAAAUCCAAUCUACACGAAGAUUCCGGUUCUCAUCCACAACGGCAAGCCUAUCUGCGAGUCUCUCGUCAUCGUCGACUACAUUGACAGUGUGUGGCCCGGUUCUCACAAGCUCCUCCCGGAAGAUCCAUACGAAAAGGCUGUGGCUCGCUUCUGGGCAGAUUUUGGUGACAAAAAGCUCUAUGACGCCGGGAACCGACUCAUACGAGCUAUGGGGGAGGAGCACAAGAAAGCCGGCGAGGACUUCAAGUGGGCUCUGAUGAAAAUCGAUGAAGCUCUCGGCACCAUCGCUCCAGGCAAGCCUUUCUUUGGCGGCGACGCUAUGAACUUUGCAGAUGUUGGUCUGGCUCCAUUCAUCUGCUGGUUCAAGGGCUACCAGAAAGUGGGAGGAUUCGUGCUUCCAGGCCCGGAAGAAUGGCCCAAUCUCCACAAGUGGGUAGACGCUGUAAAUUCCGUGGACGCGAUCAAGAAAUCCACUCCAAGCCCAGACAAGGUUGCUGAAUUCGCUGAGGUUAUCAGGAAGCGAGUUCUCGGGGCUGCCUAAAACACUGACGGUUUUCAAGAUACAUGCUGUUUUCGAUUCAUCAUCUCGAUGGAAAUUUCGUCGAACGGCGAUUUUUUACUACCGUCAACACAUCAACACUUGCAUUCUCUCUCUCUCUCUCUCAUUCACAAUAGUGUCCAUGUGGCAGUUUUCUAUUGGUUUAUCUUUAAAUAUACAUCCCAUUGCAAUGGGUGCCCCA